Striga hermonthica is the source of this 1284-nucleotide messenger RNA. The record is from the annotation of a GenBank genome assembly. Lineage: Eukaryota; Viridiplantae; Streptophyta; Magnoliopsida; Lamiales; Orobanchaceae.
UCAAAUAGGAAUAGGGUACCUGAAGUUGCUGCUAUUUGUCAACAAGAAAAGUCAAAUAGGAAUAGGGUAUCUGAAGUUGCUGAAGUACACCAAACAAAGGAUACUAGUGAAAAGCUGGGUGAGUUUGCUUUAGAUGAAAGUGAGGAUGAGGAGUAUGAACCAUCUGGUGAAUCUUCAAGUAAUGAUGGUUUGUCUGAUGAAGAUUUAGGGACAGAUGAUGAGGAGUAUCUUCAUCAGGCUAGGAGAGAAGCUUUGAACUCCAGACAGUCAACAGAUGAUGGAGAUGCAAACAUGUCAUUUGCACAACCAUCUUCACAUCAUGAGGCUGAUGACAAAAAUAUACCUGCAAGAGAUAAUGAGUCAGAAUAUGAAGAUUCUGAAGGGAAUGUCAACACUGAUUCAUCUAGUGGUGAGGGUCUUGGUGAUGAUGAUGAUGAAGCAAGGCCUAAGAAGAAAAAAAUAGUUUAUGAUGGAAAAGGAGAUCUGCAGACCUUCCAAUUUCAGCUUGGGAUGAGAUUUGAAACCAUUGGGCAAUGUAGGAAGGCAGUUCAGAAUUAUGCAAUUUAUAAUGGCUGCAACAUAAGUUUUGUCAGAAGUAGUUCAAGUCAGAUUGAAGCUAGGUGUGAAGUUGGUUGUCCAUGGAGGCUUUAUGCUAGUCUGAUAAAAGGUCAAGGUAGUGUGGUUGUGAAGACCUUUGUUAGUAGCCACAGCUGCCAUAGGGACUUGAACACUAAACAAGCAACUGUUUCUUGGGUUGCUGGGGAAUAUCUACCUAUGAUUAGAAAGAAGCCUAAGAUGAAAAUUUCUGACUUAGAGGAUUCUAUCAGUGAAAAAUAUGGUGUGCAACCCUCUAGGUGGAAACUGUACAAAGCAAAAACUAAGGCUCUUAAACUGCUUAGAGGUACAGAGGAGGAGCACUAUGGAAAACUUAGGAGGUACAUUGCAGAGCUUCAAAGGGUUGAUAGAAAUGGCACAUUUCAGCUGAAAUUGGAGAGUGGCAGUGUAUUCAAAUGUUUUUAUGUUGGUUUUAGUGCACUAAGACAAGGUUUCUUGCAAGGUUGUAGGCCAAUUAUUGGCCUUGAUGGGGCUUUCUUGAAGACCUUUUUAGGAGGUGUAUUAUUGUGUGCUGUUGGCAAGGAUGGGAACAACCAGAUAUUUCCUUUGGCAUGGGCAGUUGUGGAUUCUGAGAAUGAGAGCAAUUGGAAAUGGUUUCUAGUCAUACUUUUUCAAGAUUUGGGGAUAUCAGAUGGACUUGGAUGGACAUUUAUCAGUGAUCAGCAAAAG